AUGAAGGCCCGGGAACACGCCAUCAGGGGCCGCGACGCCGAGCUAGAGCAGCUGGCGAAGGCGCAGGCUUUGGAGCGCAGCCGGCUGGAGAAGCUAGAGCAGAAAAUGGAGGCAGAGAAGGCCGAGCUGGAAGCCAAGGCGAAGAUCCUGGCCGAAGACCACGUGGCCUUCAAGUCUCUCGAGGAGAGGUCUCGCGCAGCGCUGCAGUCACUCUACGAGAAAGGCUUGGAGGAGCCGCUGGCUACCGAUGACGAGGGCCCCACCCAGCUGCUUCCUUAUCUGGUCGAAGCGCUUGAGGAAGUCAUGAGCGGUAUCGGCCCCUUGGCAGAGGUAGAAGCCCGCAUUCUUUCCUCAGCCGCGUUGACGCGCGUCUUCAGCCACCUCCAUCUUCGCGAUCCUGCCGCGGACCUUGACGAGCUGCUGGAGCCUGUGGACGCCGAGCACUGCGCAGCUGCUGCCGAAGCCGUGAAGGGUCAGGUGGAGGCCCUGCUGAAGAGGUUCUGCACCUUCGAUCCCGCGCCCUCAACUGGCGGUGCUGCUGAUCCUGCAACUCCGGCGAGUGGCGCAGGUGAGGGUAACGCCGCUAUGGAAGAAGCAUCCCUUGCGGGCGACGGCAGCGUCCGGGGAUGA
Molecule: messenger RNA, 630 nt
Organism: Aegilops tauschii subsp. strangulata
Lineage: Eukaryota; Viridiplantae; Streptophyta; Magnoliopsida; Poales; Poaceae
Source: RefSeq, a predicted model, not a curated record